Lodderomyces jiufengensis is the source of this 939-nucleotide messenger RNA. RefSeq lists its product as uncharacterized. Gene Ontology annotation, biological process: endoplasmic reticulum unfolded protein response. Gene Ontology annotation, cellular component: endoplasmic reticulum membrane; Hrd1p ubiquitin ligase ERAD-L complex. The transcript has a single exon. Lineage: Eukaryota; Fungi; Ascomycota; Pichiomycetes; Serinales; Debaryomycetaceae. The coding region runs from base 1 to 939 and encodes 312 amino acids. Gene Ontology annotation, molecular function: misfolded protein binding; ubiquitin-specific protease binding. The record is from RefSeq and is a predicted model, not a curated record.
AUGGAUGCAUUUUGGACAAAUUUACCACCAAUAACAAAAGGUUGGUGUAUAUCAACAUUAACAAUAUCAACAUUAAUUACAUUAAAGAAAUUAAAAUUCAUAAAUUUAUUAUUUAUCCCCGAAAAGAUUUUCAAUCAACAACAAACUUGGAGAAUUAUAACUACUUUUAUAACAUUUAAUGAAUUAAGUUUUGAUUUGAUUAUUGUUUUAUGGGAAAUUAGUCAUGUUUGUUCACAAUUAGAAAAUUCAUACUCGUUAACAAAAUCAUUGUUACCUUACACAAUAGUUUCUAGUUUUGAUCAACGACAAUGGGAUUUAUUAAAUCUGUUUAUUGAUAGAAACAAGAGUAUUGAUUUUUUAUAUUUCUUGAUACAAAUAUGUAUAUCCAUAAUUGCAUUAGCUACAUAUUUAUAUUUUAAAUUUGAAAUAACUAUAAUAAAUUUAGGAUCAAUAUUAUUACAAAGUUUAACUUAUUAUGAUUCCAAAAUAACUCCAAAUAGACAAAUUAAUUUUUUUGGUGUAUUAAUUAUAAAUAAUUUAUAUUAUCCUUAUUUUAUUGCUUUUUUAAAUUUAUUAACUCAAGAAAUUUCAAAAUUUGAAGAAAUUACAAAUAAUAAUAAUCAACAAAAUCAAGGAAUAAUUAGUAAAGUAAAAUCUUUUUUCAACAAACCUUCAUUUUGGAUGUACUUAAUUAGUUUUGGAUUAGGUCAUUUUUGGUGGUGUUCUAAAGAAUUAAUACUAAAAGAUUUACAUUAUGAUAAUAAUUUUAAUUUACAAAGUUUAAAAAUUAGAUCAAAUACUUUAAAACAAUAUCGGGUAUGGAAAUUUGAUUUUGUUAGAGAGUUAUUAGUAAUGAUAUUAUUACCUCCUUGGUAUUGGAUAAUUAUUUCUAAAAUUAAAAAUAAUCAACAAAGAAAUCAAAUACAACAUCCUUUAUAG